Molecule: messenger RNA, 1997 nt
Organism: Centrocercus urophasianus (Greater sage-grouse)
Lineage: Eukaryota; Metazoa; Chordata; Aves; Galliformes; Phasianidae
Gene: LYPD1
Product: LY6/PLAUR domain containing 1
Exons: 3
Coding region: 23-448 (141 amino acids)
Biological process (GO): acetylcholine receptor signaling pathway
Molecular function (GO): acetylcholine receptor inhibitor activity
Source: RefSeq, a predicted model, not a curated record
CCGGCCCGGCGGCUGCGGGAGGAUGCGGCUCUUCCUCCUUGCCGCUACUUUCUGCGGACUGUGCCUGGCUCCAGGUUUCGGUUUACAAAUACAGUGCUACCAGUGCGAGGAGUUCCAGCUAAACAAUGACUGCUCCUCUCCGGAGUUCAUUGUGAAUUGUACAGUGAACGUUCAAGAUAUGUGUCAGAAAGAAGUAAUGGAGAAAAGUUUUGGAAUCAUGUAUCGCAAAUCCUGCGCGUCUUCAGCAGCGUGUCUGAUAGCUUCUGCUGGAUACCAAUCUUUUUGCUCUCCAGGGAAAGUGAACUCUGUGUGCAUCAGCUGCUGCAACACUCCGCUCUGCAAUGGACCCCGGCCGAAGAAGAGGGGGAAUUCUGGUGUGAACCUGAGGGCACGCGUGAUAACCACCGCUCUGCUCCUUAAAUUAUCUCUCUUGUUUUUGUAUUGCUAAACUUCGAGCAAGUUUCUUGUCCUGACGUAAUUUAUUCUAUCUCCUCCUUUCUUCAAAGACACUGCAAUUAUUUUUAUUUGUUUUUAAGUCCCUAUCAACAGCGAGGGAAGUUCAGCAGCUGUGGGGAAAGAGGCUGAUACUUCUGGCAGCUAAUGCAGAAACCGGAACACAGGAAGUUCCAUCCUAAUGCAAGGAAGAACUUUACUCUGGAGCACUGGAACAGGCUGCCUGGAGAGGUUGUGGAGUCUCCUCUAGAGAUAUUCAAGACCCACUUGGAUGCUUUCCUGUGUGACCUGCUGUAGGGAGCCUGACUGAGCAGGGGGGUUGGCCUCAAUGUCUCUAGAGGUCCCUUCCAACCCCUAAUAUUUUCUGUGAUUGUGUGAUUCUGUGAAUUCUGUUAGCAGGUUGAGAUUUUUUAAGUGCACACUGGAAAUUCAACAGCAGGAUAUGGAACUCCUGUUCUUUUUGCAUAACUGGAACCAAAUCCAUUGUAUUAUUAAGAUGUAGUCAAGUCCUUGGCCACUUCAGUUCACGUGUUUUGAUGUUCAUUGCUGCCCACUGCCUUAUGAAGUCAUACUUCAUGUUCACAAAGGCCAUUCUGUGCAUCUGGGCCAGGCUUUGAGCUCGUCUCUAGUGGCACUACUUCCAAGCUGUGCUCCUGCAAUUCAAGAUCUGGCUUCUGCAGACUGCAGUCGGGGUUGGCCUCAUUCUGAGAAGUACCUAAACCUUUGCUAUUGCUCCUUGUGGAAGAGCUGCGCUUGGAGGAAAUGAAGAGCAGUGGGCGUAGAGACCGGCUGCUCCUUGCUCUGGAGCUCAGGUUGGCUCUGAGGAACUUCUCUUUGUUGGCGUGCUCUAUUGUCAGGUGGCAGCGGAGGACCUGCAGAAACACACUGCGGAACUGCUGAGAAGAGAUGUUGUACAGCAGGGGAUUCACCACGGAACUGAGAUAGAAGAAAAUAUCAGCGAUGGGAAGGAGAAUGAUGUAUGCCCUGAAGUAGGGGACGGUCCAGUCCUGCUUUGGUUUAGCAGCAGCCAUGAUCCUUCUAAUCUGGUUCGGCAUCCAGCAUAUUGCCAAGGUUGCAACGAUCAGUCCUAUGAGCAAAAAGAGGGAGAAGUGUGAAUACUUGGGUGGGGGGGAAGCAUAUGGUAUGAAGUAUCAGUUCUGCACUUACUUGUUAGGAAAUAAUACCAAUUUUUCACUGUUUUGCUUAACAGCUUUUUCUGCCAGCAGCAUUUUUUGUUUGUUUGGGUAACUUACAAGGUCAUUGCAGCGUAUAAAAUGCUACGACAAAAGACUGCACAGUGCUUGGAUAGUGGUCCUUUGUACCUGUUUUCAUUUAUUUAUUUUCCAUGUUCUUUCAUCAAUACCUGUAUCUUUGGAAAGAAUGGAUAUUUGGUUUGCUCUGCAUUCCUACAUUUCUUAUGUUUUUCCCUUUGCUUUGGAAAAGCAAACAAAAUAAAUAGAACCGAUAGCCAUAUAAGAUCAGGCAAUACCCAGAAGAGAUCAGAUUCUUGUUUGUACUUGACAAAAAAAAAAAAAAACAAUGCA